AUGGAUAGCCGCAAUGGGCAGAUUGCAAAAUGCAUCAGCCGCAACAGCUACCCGGCCUCCACCAUCACGUGGUACAAGGAUGAAGAGCCUUUGACUGAAAAUGGGAAAGACAUUGAAAUCCGCCCGAUGCACAUUAUGGAGUCGAGUGGCUUGUACACCGUCCAGAGCACUCUCUUGGCCCAAGUCACCAAAGACGACCGCCAUGCCGUCUUCCACUGCCAGGUCGAUUACAGCCUGAUGGGGGCAAAGCAGACCAUCGUGUCCAAGAACUUCACCAUCAACAUUCAUUACCCCUCGGAGGAAAUCAGCUUUGUGAUCAACGCAUCAAGGCCAGUCGUGAAGGAGGGGGACAGCGUGACCCUCCACUGCAAAGCCGACGGGAACCCGCCCCCCGAGUACACCUUGGUCAAGCUGCAGGAUGGGGAAGAAGAGCCGCUGUCCGAUGUCAGUGGAGGGAAAGUGGUCCUUCGGGAUGUGGACAGGAAUCAGAGCGGGAGCUACCUGUGCAAAGUGCUUGACUUGCAGUCCUUUGCCGAGCUGAACGCCUCGGUGAAUCUCUUUGUAAACUGUAAGUAAAUCUGGGCAGGAUUGGGUGGGGG
Messenger RNA from Pogona vitticeps (central bearded dragon), 599 nucleotides. Lineage: Eukaryota; Metazoa; Chordata; Lepidosauria; Squamata; Agamidae. The record is from RefSeq and is a predicted model, not a curated record.